AUGGAGUACUUGGGAGUGAAGCCCACCAAUUCUCCAAUGGAGCAGAAUUUAUCUCUUAGUAAGGAAGAGGGCGAUUGCAUUGAAAAUCCCUCUUCUUAUCGAAGACUUGUUGGGCAACUGAUUUAUUUGACCAUCACGAGGCCAGACUUGGUCUAUGUCGCUCGUUGUCGAGACACACGAAAGUCAUCCGCAGGCUAUUGCAUUUUUAUUGGGCGUUCUCUCAUUUCUUGGAAAACCAAGAAGCAAGCAACUGUCUCUCGUUCAAGUGCAGAGGCAGAAUAUCGUUCCAUGGCAGCUGCUUGUUGUGAGAUCACUUGGCUCCAAAACAUUUUACUUGAUCUUGGAACAAAGCAUUAA
Molecule: messenger RNA, 357 nt
Organism: Morus notabilis
Lineage: Eukaryota; Viridiplantae; Streptophyta; Magnoliopsida; Rosales; Moraceae
Exons: 2
Coding region: 1-357 (118 amino acids)
Source: RefSeq, a predicted model, not a curated record